GGGCGGAACUGACAUUAGCUUGUCCAAUGCGCGGUCCGGGGCCCCGUGUGGUGUGUGCGCGCUACACGUGUGCGGGUGGCGUGGGGCGUUGUUGGUGUUACCUCCACCACAAAGCCAGCUCGCCAGCAAGUCAGCAAGCAUCACCGUACCUACAGCCCGAGGGCGGCCGCAGCAGAAGCAGCGGGCGAUAUUUGAAGUUACAAUCGCUCAAUUGCUAUUAGUUUCCCCCCUAAACCCCCCCUUUAAUGCGCGUACUGCGACCACAACGAGCACAACGCAAAUGGACGCUAGCGCGCGCGACUCGUCGUUCGCGAACAAUAGCAGCGGCGGCGGCGGCGUCGGCGGUAACAACGCGGAGAACAACAGCUGGACGAAGAAGAGGAACGCUUUGAACGAUGACCACCGUCGUGGCGGCGAUGGGGACGACGACGACGCGAGCGACGAAGCUUCGUUGAAGCAGAUGAAGCUCUGCGUCGAUGACCUGGGCUGCCAGCUUAAAGUUCUGCGGCUCAACGACCAAAUACGCGAGCUGCAGACCAUCAUUCGCGACAAGUCGACCAGCAGAGGGGACUUCGUGUUCAGUGCCGACCGGCUGAUUCGCUUGGUCGUGGAAGAGGGCCUCAACCAACUCCCGUACAGCGACUGCACGGUGACCACCCCUACAGGUCACAAGUACGAAGGCGUAAAGUUUGAGAAGGGCAACUGUGGCGUGAGCAUCAUGCGGAGCGGAGAAGCCAUGGAACAGGGCCUCCGGGACUGCUGCCGCUCAAUCCGCAUUGGCAAGAUCCUCAUCCAGAGCGAUGAGGAGACGCAGAAGGCCAAGGUGUACUACGCCAAGUUCCCGCCGGACAUCGCGCGCCGGAAAGUGCUGCUCAUGUACCCCAUCCUCAGCACUGGCAACACGGUGAUUGAGGCGGUCAAGGUGCUCAUCGAGCACGGGGUGCCCACAAAGCACAUCUUCCUCCUGAGCCUCUUCUCCACGCCACACGGAGCGAAGUCGAUCAUUCAGGAGUUUCCGGACAUCACGGUGCUUACCACGGAGGUGCACCCCAUCGCUCCGACUCACUUUGGGAAGAAAUAUUUUGGGACCGACUGAGUGGGGGAAGAGAGAGGGAGGAGGGAGAGUGAGUGAGACUCCCCCCUCAUGGCUGCAUGUGGUGGCUAUGGGCAUUUUCUUGACGUUUUGUUUUAUUAUUUAACAUUUUCACGUGAACUACAGGGUGAUCCAUUCAUGUUGUGACGGGACAUUCUCCCCAUUCCUCAGUCUUUGAUGCGCGUUCGUUUAUGUUUUUAAUUCGAACGCGCGUCAUAGAAUAUUUUGAUUUCGCUUUUCUUUGCAGUGGCACACUUUCCAUGCGUCGUCUCCUGCAACAGACGUGUGCGUGGGGCGGCGUGUGUGGGGAGUGGUAGUGUAGCGUCGGCACGCUGUGCUACGAACCCGGCGACCAGAGUUUGACAACACCAGUGACGAUUAUCUAAACUGGUCCUGGGCCCUCCCUAUAUUGACUCAGCCUCAAAUGAGUAACUGGUGCAGUGUGUAAACAUCGCCACGAGGGAGACAAAGGCGUUUGGGCGUGGUGUUGCCCACCCAGCCGCCCGUUUGUGCUGUGCCGGCCCUCAUAGGUGCAACUCGCUAACAGCACUUGUCUCAACAGUCUGCUAAGGCUAUAUGGGGGAUCUUUGUCUUAAGGGGGUGUGAGAACCACAGAUCCGUGAAUCGCCACCCACGCUUUCACCUUCUCCGUUCCUCUGUAACAUAUGGAGCCAUGACUUCCAGAAAAUUCGGUCGAGGCAUCAACUCGUUCGUACAUUUGGUAGUCGUGCCAUUCACCUACAGCGCAAAGUGAUCACCAACAGAUAGUUGGCAGUAGUUUGUGACCAACAAUUUGACCAAGUUCUGUAGUGGGAAGAGACCGGAGCACAGAGAAAACCCACACGUGCAAGGGGGAAACGCUCUAUCCCAUGCAAGCGGAGCAUGUGUCGUCCAAAUUUGCUGUACCACCUCCUGGCGAGCCUUACAUUGGGCGCCACCUCGACACCCACGGGAAGGGAGUUUCACAUUGUGUGCGCACGAGCCACAAAACCAUUGCCCCGUGACGUUAGUUAUGAAUGGAUCACCCCGUAUCUUCCAAAGGGUUCUGAAUGAGUUUGGUGGAAGGCACAGGAGACGGAUGCGCUGUGUGUGCCAGCAUUUGAGCCAGGCACUCGCGUGUAGAUCGCACUGCAGCCUCGAACCGGUCAUCUGUGACUACCACCCUGCAACAAAAACUGCCAUUGUAGAAAUGAGUUUUUGGAAAUUAUUUUGCUCAGAUUAUAUGUUUAUUAACAUGUUUUUAUUUGUAAAUGUUUUGAAGGUGAUGGUCAUAUAUAUAUCUAUAUUUCUUUUGACUGGCACCUUGAAACUAAAAUGGAUUUGAUGCAAAAGUCAAGCCCCGCACUCCCACCGAUAAUAUAAUCCGACCGAGUGGAUUAAUCUCUCGGAAAGGUUUGUAUGUUUCGAUUUAAUGCUUUCGUGACUGCAGGGAUUCAUCUUCUUGGUUCUUUCGGUAAAGUCACGUAGAAUGGAAAUAAUAAAAUAAUA
This is a messenger RNA of Lethenteron reissneri (Far Eastern brook lamprey), 2581 nucleotides long. RefSeq names its product uracil phosphoribosyltransferase homolog (gene UPRT). NCBI's taxonomy places the organism in Eukaryota, Metazoa, Chordata, Hyperoartia, Petromyzontiformes, Petromyzontidae. The record is from RefSeq and is a predicted model, not a curated record.